Molecule: messenger RNA, 14416 nt
Organism: Octopus bimaculoides (California two-spot octopus)
Lineage: Eukaryota; Metazoa; Mollusca; Cephalopoda; Octopoda; Octopodidae
Cellular component (GO): Golgi apparatus
Source: RefSeq, a predicted model, not a curated record
AGCUAUGAAGGUGGGAUGAGGACAGGUUACCUGGAAUUAGAUUGUCACGUGACAGCAUACAUAGGUAUACAACACACACAUUUACAUACAUAGAUGCAACACAACACAAACACUUUAUACACGUAUGCACAUAGAUACAAUAUAUAUAUACAUACGCAUACAUACAUACAUCCACAUCGUCCCAAACAUGGCAGUGUUCGAGGCUUUAAUUAUUAAAGGCCGCCACAUCAGCAAGUCAAAAACCACCACCACAACAACAAGAACAACAACACUAAGCCACACACUUUAUCAACGUGUGUUUUACUAAAUGAUUAACACCAACAAUACAAAACAAAAGAAAAAAAAGAGACAAUACAUGUAUAUAUACGUAAAAAACAUAAAUGAGAGAAAGAAACGGUUUUAAUAAUAAUAAUAAUAAUAAUGAUUAGUUAUGAUUGUUUUUUACAAAGGUAACUAUGAACAUCGCCACCACCACCACCAGCAAACUGGUUAGUUUUGCCAAUGUGUCGUUGUGGCCUGAAACAUCUGUCCACUGUCAUGCUGAUGGACAUACGGCAAAUAUAUUUUUAUUGUUAUUAUUACCUGGAUCAUUAUAGUUUGUUCUUUGUUUUGUUGUUACGUUUGAAGGAUAUUAUUACAAUCAAUUAAGGAAAACGCACAGGUACACACACACAAAAAGGUGAAAGCCAAAUGGAGCUGCUCUAUUUGUAAGAUAUAUAUUGUAUUUUAGAUUUUUACCAAAAUACUUUGACUGUGAUAAACUUUAACCAAAAUGGCAGGUUCCAGCAAUGACCUUCAGAUGCAGUGUGAAGAGAAUGAGAAACUUGUUCAACAGCUGAGGCUGAUGAUAGUUGAAAAGGACAACAUCAUUGAAAAGACACAAUCAGAAUUACAGGAGACAAAAGCUGCUCUGACGAAGACCAAACUGCAAUCAAAAGCCAAAACAACCAAACUGACCAACCAGUUGGAAGAAGCUAAAAAAGCUGCCCUUCCAGACAGUUCUUCAGACCGGGGCAGUGAGUGUGGAGACGAAAGUCCGGCAGAGCAAGUCAGUCGGGGUAAAAUCAAAUUGUUACGUCGUAAACUCGUCGAGAAAGAACGUCUCUUGGCCGAGAAAGAGGGACAGUUGGUGAAUCAUGGUGAGGAGAUGUUGGCUAAAGAUAAGACCUUGGUGGACAGGGAUCAAACAAUCAAACAACUUAAAGAAAUGAUAAAUACAUUGAACAGUCAGCUCGUUGAUCGUGAUAAAAUAAUCAGGGAUAUUAAUGAGUCUGAGAACCCAUCUGCUAAAUCUCAGGAAACCCUGGAUCAGAUCUAUGUCCAGAUUUUGUCCAAAGACAAGAAAAUCGUUGAUCUCAACAACUCAAUCAUUGAAUUAGACAGCAAAAUCAAAGACUUGCAGGAAUUCAUUGGAGAGAAGAAUGAAGUCAUUAAAGGCAGAGAUAAAGUGAUUGGCGGCAACCAAGGUUCCAACGAAGUCGAAGAACUGAAGAAUCGGUUGGCUGAAGCUGAAGAGGAUAAAGGUAACCUACUCCUGCAACUCGGAUUAAUGUGCUGUUUGAAGGUCCAGAAUAUGAAUCCGUUUGCCGAUGGUGAGAUUGUGGUUGCUCAUUCUGUUGAAGACAAGUUAUUGCUGUCUGAACUGCAACAAAAAUGUUCCGAACUGUCGGAAAAUCUUCGUUUAGAGAUGGAGAAGACGUCUAAUAUGGAAGCUGGACUGUUGAAUGGCCAAAUUGAAAUUGAGGGUCUCAAAGCCCAGAUCCAUGCUUCGGAUGCGGCAGUUGAACAGCUUCAGAAGCAUCUCGUUGACAGGAGUGAAUUAGCGACCAAACUGGAAGGGGAGAAAGUCGGUUUAGAGAUACGAAACUCUGAACUAGAAGACAUCAAAGAUGAACAACCAAAUAUAGCGUUUGAAGAAGAAAACUCCAGACUCCAACUGAUGAUCCAGGAAUUACAGAAUCAGUUGGUUUCUCAAGAUGAUGUGUCUAAGAAGCAAAAGCAAGAAAUAAACGAUCUGAUUUCGAAAUUGCAAUCAAUGGAAUCGGCAAAGGAUGAGUCCUUAUCGAACGUUGACCAAAUGAUGGAGAGUUUGAAGAAAGCCAAGGCUGAAACAGAUGAGGAACUGAAGAAGACCCAAACCUCUUUGGACGAGACUCAGAUGAAGCUGCAGCAGACAGAAGAUGCUCUUCAGACAGUUGUUAGUGAACAUGGAAAAGCACAGAAAGAACUGCAGCAAUCUCUUGAUGAAACAUUGAGCAACUUCCAGCAGCAGAGCCAGGAAAUCGGUCACAUCUGUCAUUUCCUUGGUAUUACUGAGAUUUCUGUGGAGAAACUAUUCUAUGUGGUGAAAGAGAAAGCUGAGUGUGUCACGGAACUGCAGCAGAGACUUGAAAUUAUUGAGAAGUCUCAGGAUGAGAAACAGAAUGCUUUUGAGAGUAAAGAAACUGAGCUUGAAUCGUUGAAAUCCCAGCUUCAGGACUACAACAAAAAUGUUCAACUUUCCAUGCACGACAGAGCAGCUGAGAAUAAUUCAUAUAAAGAAAAUUUGUCAAUGAAGGAUCAAAAUAUAAAGUUACUUCAGGAAACUAUUGAUACUCAGACAGCUGAAAUAUGUAAGUUUAAGGAACUGCAAGUCUCUCAGGAGCAGAAAGAAAAGGGAGCCAGUGAGAAGUUGCAAGAAUUCCUCUCUCAAACCGCCCUGUUUCAGAGUCAAAUAGAAGCUUUGCAGAAAGAUGCUGAAAGUAAACAAAGAAGUUUAUCGGAGUCUGAAGCUAAAGUAGAGAGUUUACAGCAAUCUCUGCAAGAAAAAGUUGAAGAAUUUACCAAAGUGGUUUCUGUACAAUCCAGAAUGGAUGAAGAUAGUGGCAAGAUUAUGGCAGAGAAACAGGCACAAUUAGAAAACCUUAAAUCUUCACUGGAUCAAAUGACCAACUUUCUAAAUGAGAAACAAUUUGAGUUUGAUAGCAAACGUGAAGAAAUGAACUCUGUUGUAUUGCAGCUGAACACUGAAAAGACAGAAAAAGAUGCUCAAAUCGAAAGUCUUUCUGUGAAAGUGUCUGAAUUGACUGCAAGCUUCAAUGAAUCUAAAGUGUUUUGUGAGAAAGUGCAGGCUGAGAAGGUGGCCCAUGAAAGGACCAUGCAAGUAUCUGGUGAAAUGGUGAAAGAUUUGCUUAUCAAUAGACUUGGGACUUUAUCAACAGAUUCUGAAAUGGAAAUGCCUCUAUCAGAGACUAUUGGAUUAGUUAUUUCUCAAAUAGAAGGAUUGCUAUCAGAGAAAGUUCGGCUUGAAUCAAUGCUACAACAUUCCGAAAAAAAUAAUGAAUCACUUAAAUCCAACAUUGAAGAAUUGGAAAAUAAAUGUAGCCAGAAUGAGUUGACUUUGAUGAGUCUACAAUCAGAUUCUUCACAGCAAGAACUAGCGGUGAAGAAACUUAUGGAAGAGAAAGAUGUAAAAAUCACUUCUUUACAGGACAAUGUUGAAAGCUUAAAUUUGUCAUUACAACAAAGCCAGCUUCAUGAAAAUGACUUAACACAACAGAUUAAAAAUGUUCAAGACAGUUCCAACUUCAUGCAGCAGCAACUGACUGAUGCCAAAAAUCAAGUAGAGGCAUUGACGCAACAACAAACCAGUCUACAGGAAGAACUGAGGCUCUUAAAAGACCAGGAAAUUUCUAGGGAAACCAACAGGCAAGAUCUGGAGAUUUUGCUGGAAGAACAAGGAAAGAAGGUGAGACUUUUGUCUGAAAAUUUAGAAUUAGUGUCACAUGAAAAGAAAUGCAUGCAUGCUGAGGUUGAAAAUGGUAUACGUGAAAUACAACUUGUUACUAACACUAAUUUAGAAUUAACCAGAAAGAUAGGGCAGCUACAAGAUUUGUUGUCUGAGAAGGAAGGUUUAGUUCAACAUUACUCAGAUGAACUAGAAAAGGAAAAAUCUCAAUUAAAUGUUCAUUUAGAAAAAUGCUCUAAUCAAAUUAAUGAUCUUGAACAAGCACUUGCUUCAUCUAAUUCUAAAUUGUCUGAAGUUUCAGCUAGUAAUCUUACCUUUGAAAAAUCUCUUACUGAACACAAAGAUCGAGUGGAAUGGUUAGAGGUGGAGAACAAUCAGCUUCUGUUAAAACUAUCUGAAUAUGAUAACAACCAGUUGUUGUUACACGAGAAAGAGCAGGUGUUGGCCAGAGAUAAUGAGGAUAUUGUAGGUAAAUUAGUUAAAGCUGAACAGGUGAUGUCAGAGAGAGAAGGUACCAUUGGGGAACUUGAAACCAAUCUUAAAAAUGCUGAAGAUAAAAUAAAGGAAAACAAUGCAAUGCUACAAGAAGCAUGUUGGGAGAAGAAAGAUUUGGAAGACAAACUUAAGGAACUUGGUAACAGGUUGGAAGUAGAAAAAGAGCUUAGAGUAAAUAUUGAAACAGUUAAUAAAAAUAUAAAGGAAUCAUUUGAAGAUUAUCAUCAAAAGACAGUUCAAGAACUGCAGGAGCAAAGCAGUCUAAUAACGUCUUCUAAUAAAGCGGCUGAAAAACAGCGAGAAGAAAAUCUUAGUUUAAGCAACAAACUCUCUUCAUUACAAAGUCGUUUUGAUAAUCAGUUGGCUGAGAGGAAUCACUGUAUUAUUGGUCUUGAGGAACAGUUGCAGAAAUCUGUGGCAAACGAAAAUAGAUUAGUAAAAGAGAUAGAAUUGUUGCAGUCGGAGAAACAUGAAGCUGAAAUGGAUAUUGUUAACUUUAAAGUGAGUUUACAGGAGAAGGAAGAUUUGAUUAGAAAUUUACUAUUGUCUGUCGAUGAAACUAAAGAAUUCCAAGAAGUUAGUAAAGAGAAAUUCCAGAUGUUGCUCCAAGAGAACCAGUUCUAUGAACAAGUUAUCAAAGAUCUUCAAUCUGAACUAAAAGAUAGUAAAGAACUAGGAGUCACGAGUGAGAAAUCUUUGGAAAAAAUGAAGAAUAGUGUCAAAGAAGGAGAGGUCGCCGUGGAAAGUUUUAGGAAGUCUUAUGAAAAUCUGAAACAAGAACAUGAUAUACUCUGCCAAAAAUUGAAAGAAUCUGAAUAUAAUCUGGAGGAAAAAAAUUUGGAGCUUUCUAGAUUUCAAGGUGUUCUUCAUGAUUCUCAACUGGCGCUGGAAGACUCGUUUGAAAAGGUAAAGAAAGAAUCCGAACUAACUAUUACCGAUUUAAUAAACAAGAAUCAAGUCCUUACUACUGAAAUCAGUAAUCUCAGACUCCAGAUAGAUGAAGGAAAUAAGUCUCAAGAAAUGGUGGGAAGGUUGAAGAAGGAAUUGGUUGAGAAGUCAAAAGAAUGUGCUCAACUUAAAACUAAAAUCUCCAGCAAUGAAGAAGAUUGUUCUGAAAUGAAUCAAUUGAUUGAUGCUUGUUUGUUGAAUAAUUAUGGUAAAGAGUCUUUACCGGAACCUCUCCCACCAAGAUUACAGUCUUCUGGGAUGCCCUUUAAGAAUGUGAAGAAACAGACCCCAAAUUCCAAUGUUGAUGGCGCUUUAAAGAAAAAACCUGCUAAAAAGUCUACAAGAAAAUCAAAGAGCACAUCUUCUUUGAAUAAUGGUAACACAGCUGCUGAUUCCUCUGAAAGACACAAUGAAUCUGAUAUUUCUUUGAAAGAGGAAUGUGGGAACAAAAUUAUUAUAAAGAAAUUAAAAGAGUUAGUUCAAGAACGAGAAAACCUAUUUUCGUUAUUAGACUCUUUAAAUUCAAACUUUGAGAAAGAUGCUCUGAAAGAAGAAAGCAUUCCAGGCCAAAUUAACCAAUUUUGUAAAUAUUUGCAAGAACAGAAAUUGAUGCUAGAAGACUUACAACAAAUGCAAACGGACAGGGAAUUGGCAUUCGGUUCAGCUGCCAAACAACUGACAGAAAUCUAUGAGAACUGUGCUUGUAUUUUGGUUAAUGGGUCAGAGCAGAUGCCAUCACAGGAUUCUGAUUUUAUUGUAUGUUCUAAUGAUAAAAGUGAAAAUAAUCAACUUGAAAAUUUGGUUGAUAAAUUUUCAAAUUUGUUUCAUGUUCUUCAGACUUGGAAAGAAACGCAUGUGAGCAUCCUGGAUGUAAACACAAGAGAAACUUCUGGAAAAUGCUCUGAAGAGAAAGUGGUCACACAGGAUCCUAGUCAAUCACAAUUUGUUGUUGAAAAAGAGAGAGUUCUUGCAAUUGAAGAAUCGGCUCAGAUAGGCAGCAAAAAAGAUCCAAAUAUUUCAAGAGUAUCUGAAGAAAUUUUACACAAUACAGCACCUAUGCAAAAAACUAUUUUGAAUUUCUUUGCAAAAUGCCAACAGAUUGGAAUCAAUGUUACUCCUCCAGCCACAGUUAAUAAGGGAAACCUGAGCGAAGAAGAUAUUCUUGAAGCGUCACUGAAUGCCUUGUUUGACAGAGUUGCUUGUUUAGGCAAAGAAUCGCAAGAUCUGAAGGCAUUUGUACAGGCUUUGGAAGGAUCUUCUCAGGAUCAGGUGUUGGAGUUGAUAAAAAGAAAAGAUCAAUUUAUUGGUGAUCCCAAACUUACUGAUUCUGUGUUAAAUGUAAAUAGUUUGGUUGAAUUUGAUGAAGAGAAAAUCAAGUUGGAGAAAAAUGGUAGAUUGGUAAAAGAGAAAGAUGAGUUGCAGACGAGGUUAAUUGAAGUGCUGAAGGAGAAGGAAAUGUUGGAGUGUCAGAUGGAUGAGGUGGAGCUGCUGAGGAUUACCAUCAGAAAAUUGGAAGAAGAUCUGAAGAAGAAAUUGGUGGAAAAAGAUCGUGUUGCCGAGCAAUUGGCUAAAGUGGAUAUGGAACUGGUGUCAACUUGUCAAGAACGGGAUAAAGUGAAGAACCAUCUGGAACAAGUGUUACGGGAGCAUAAAAAAUGUCUUGAUAUAGAAAGCCGUCUUGAAAAAGUGUUGAGGGACAAGCAGGUUUUAUCCCAAAAGGUUAUGGAUAUGGAAAGUAAAAUAAGUCAAAUGAAAAUCGAUAAAGAACGAAUGAAAAAGCAGCUGGCAGGGACAAAACCCAAAACUGAAAAAAAUACACCCUUGCUUAAGCGCCGGACAAGAAGUCAAGAAAUUGGGGAUAAAAAAGUCAACAAGAAUCCAGAAGAUGUAAAGAGAAAGUCAUCUUUGACCAAAAAAACUACUGAAAAGGGUCUUUCUACGAUGUCAGCUUCCAGAUAUGGAAGUGUGGAAUCGGUGAGAAGUGAAAUUCUAAGAGUUGGUUCUCCAACUUUGAGUGAAAAAUCAUAUGGUACAUCAGAUUCUUGUGCAUCUGAGAUGUGUUUGCGAGAUGAGCUCAUGGAAUUGAGGUCCAAGACAGACGCUUAUUCUAAACAUUUUGAAGAACUGAAAAUGUUUUGGAGAAAUGAUAUUUGUAAAACUUUGAGUGAAAUAUUGUCACCUGACGUUAGUCUUAUAAAAGAGCCAAACGAAGCAGAAAUUAAUGAAAAAGUCAGUGAAAAUGCUGAGUUAAUUGCAAUUAAGGUUGAAAAUAUUAAAACUGAAAUGUCAGAAGUGUUAACUAAAAUUGGAAAUUGGAAAUCUUCUUUUUCUGAAAUUAAAACUUCUGAGAAAGAACCAGCUAAGGAAAGAUAUCUGGAUGAGACCCCAGAUGUGAAGGAUACGGAAGUUGAAAAUAAACCUAAAAGGGAUGAAUCGGUGGCAAGAAAUGAAGUUCCAGAUUUAUGCAAUAAAAAUGAACGCUUGAAGCAAAUGUGUGUAAAGUUAAAGAAAUCUUAUCAUCAAAGCAAUGCUGAGAUAGAAGCACUGAAGAAUCAGUUGGAAACGGUGAACUCAAAGGCUGUGAGGUUGGAUGAACAACUGAAAGAAAAAGAAAUAAAGAUUAAUGACUUUGAAAUUUUAGUGACCGAACUGAAAGAUGGUUUAGAUGUUAAAACUGCUGAGAUAUUGGAACUAAAUUCUACUGCUGAUAGUAAACAGUUGUCUUUGGAAGAUGGAAUGAAACAGCUUCAGAUGACAUUAUCUGCAAGGAAUGAAGAACUUUGUGCUACAAGAAACUGCUGUGAAACAAUUCAAGAGUCAUUUUCUUUAUUGGUAAAAGAGAUUUUGGAACUGGUUUCACAAAAUCAGUUCCACAAACCUGAAGCGGAUUCUUCACAGAAUCAUUUCAAACAACUCUUUGAAGAUUUGGGUUCAGGACUAUUUCAAAGUUUAGAUGAAUGUCAACAAAAAAGUUUUAAAACUGCAGAAGCUUUAGAAACGGUAAGCCGUUUCUUGAGUCAGUACCAAAGGUACCAACAAGAGAUUUUCAUAGUUUUUGGAUCUUUCAUGAGUUGUCUCAAAGAAAUCCAAAACGAUAUCAAAGAAGAAAGCUUGAAAGCUAACACAAAAUCACAUGAUGCUGUUUUAGAAGAUUUAAAUAAAAUUGUCAACAAUAGCAACUAUCUGGAACAUUCUACGUCGACAGAAGAACAGGUUGACCUGGUGAAACCAAAGCCUGAAAUGUGCCCAUUGGAUGAUUCAGACACACAGACAGGUGUGAAUUUUUUAAACUGGCUUCGGGGAUAUUUGAAAGACCUGGCACUGUCUCGUGAUGCUGACAAUGCUCGGUUCCUGGACAUUGUAUCAGAGUUGAACGUUGUAGUUUUGUCUAAAGAAGAAGCCAUCCAGAAAAUGAGUGAAACUAUGGAAGCUCUGUCUUCUGAACGUAAGAAACUUGUCAAAGAAGUUGCUAGACUACAGAAUGCCUGUGAUGAUAGCCACAGCACGGCCGUCAGUCAUUCGGAAGAGACAAAGAGGGUGAAAAACUCUUUGGAUGCUCUUGAAAGUAGAAUCUCUGGUCUUUUGACUUAUGUGAAAGAUGUCCACGGUUCCACAUUGGAAACAAUAAUGGAAGAGAGCGAGGAAGAAGAGGAAUGCCAUGAUGAUGUCACAGACGGAUUGGUAAAUAAGCUGGCUGGCAGCACAGCAAAUCUGGACAAUUUGCAGAGUCUGGAGAAGCACUUUGCUGCCUUCGCCGCUGCCUAUUCUCAUGUAGCCAAUGUUUGUAACAACCAGGGCAGUGAAAUUGAAAAACUUAGGAGUUUGUUGACAAAACAGCAGGAAUUGUCUGUGAAAUGUCCAGAAGAAAUGUCUUCCAUCAGUGGCAGCCAAAAUGUCUCGGAACUGGACGGCAGCAACCACCCUGUCCUUACACAGAACCUUGACACCACACGAGAUACUCAGCCGACGCCUCAACAUACGUCUGUGGAACUGGAUAAAAUAUCUCUGGAAUUAGAUGAAGUGAAGCAGGAGAAACUUCAAGUUGAUCAACAGUUGGUCUCAGUCCAAAAACAAAACGAAGAACUGCAGACUAAGUGGACCGAUCUAGUCACAGCCAACCAAGAAAUGCAGUCUUAUAUGCAGAAUGUGCAGCAUGAAAUGCAACAGGUUAAGUUAGAAUUACGAUCAACUGAUGAACAUUCUAAGUUAAAAGACUUGCAAAUACAGGAACUGUCAUCACAAGUUGAGGAGAAGUCUGCUGAGAUUAAUAAACUGUCGACUCAUUUGCAAGAAACUGAAAGAAAUUUAGAUUUGGUUAAUAAAAGUUUGGUUGAGAAAGACACUCACGUGAAUGAAUUGAAAGAACUAUUGGAAAGAAAGAAUAAACAACAGCAAGAGAAUGAUUCUGUAGAGGAGCAAAACAAACAAGACGUGUUGUUGCUGAAGGAACAACUUUCGGUUAGAGAACAGCAACUGCAGCAUCUGACUUUAGAGAUUGCUGAGAAUAUGAAGAUGCAUGAGGAGCAACAAGGGAGACUGAAAGAAAAAGAUGAAAAGAUAAUGUCACUUUUAGAAAACAUGCAGGAAUUAGAAGAACAGUUAACGAGUUCGUUUAACACGAAAGAAGGGAGUGAAGGAAAGAUAGCGGAGUUGGAGGAUGCUCUUCAGAAAGAGAAAGAAGCACUUGAUUCAACAAAGAAAUCGCUUCAAAAUAAAGAAAACCAAUAUUUGAAAGUCUUAGCAACGGCCAAGAAAUUGAAAUUACAGGUUCAAGAGGCAAAGAAUGAAAGUAAACUUGGCAAAGAUGAAAUGAAAGAAACGAAUGCAAAAGUAUUUGAAGAAAUUAAUUCAAUGAAUUCAUUUUUUCAACAGAAAGUUUCUCUUGUAUUGAGUGAGUGGCCAGAAUUGGCGGAGGUUGAGGGAAAAGACAUUGGUGGAGCAAAGCUGUUUGAGAAAAGAAUGGAGGAGUCUGGCAGUGUUGGUACCGAGCCAUGUAAAGCAACACUGUCACUGCUGCAGAAAUUGAUGUCUACUUUAGAAGCAGCAAAACAUGUAGUGGUUGAGAGUCAGCAGGAGAAUCAGACAUUGAAACAGUUAAGUUACGAACAGGAAGUCCUUUUAUCAGACUUCAAUCAGAAACAGGAACUAUUAUUGUCCCAAAAUUUGGAGAAGGAAGAUCUUCUAGCUAUCAUUGAAGAGAAAAAUCAAAAAAUGCUAGAAUUGCAAGACAGAGUUUAUGAAGUUGAGCAGAGUUUGAAGACAAUGGAAACAGAAACGGAGAAAGAUGUCAGGAUUACAUUUCUCAAUGGACAACUGGAUGAAUCUGGCCGUACAAUUCAUCUUCUUCAAGAAGAAAUCACCAAUAAGAACAAAGAGUUGGAAGAUAACAAACUAAACGCUUCAAAAUGGGAACAAAAGCUGAUGGAAUUGACUGAUCAGGAUGAUCACCGGCUGAAAGAAAUGACUCUAAAGAUGCAGGAACUGUCAGCAGAAAUUAAUGCAAAGAAUGCAUGUAUUGAAGAGCAAUCAUUGCUCCUGAAAGCUUCUGAAGAAAAAAUGGUUGGUGUUGGUAAUGAGAUUUCUGAAAAAGAAACUGUAAUUUCAGAGCUAAAAAAUGCUUUGGAUGAUGUUAGCAAACAGAACCAACAUACUGUUGAAGAACUGAAGAAGCUUAAGGAAAUGUAUAACCAAACGGUGGAAGAAUUGCAAUUAAAUAAAGAAGAGAUAAACAGCAAAGAUGUCCUGCUGAAACAGAUUCAAAACCAACUGGAAGCUGUUUCAAAUGAAGUUCAGCAAAAGGAACAAUUAAUUGUGGAAUAUAAAGAAGAAUUAGAAUAUUUGAGAGAGAGAGAAAGCGAAAGGGCUGCUUCUGAUCUUGAGCCAGAUUUAAGGAUUUUGUAUGAAAAACUGAAGGCAGAAUCUGGUCGGAUGAGUUUAGAAAAGGAACAGUUAACUUCUGAGUGGAAGGAGUCCAUUAAUGAAAAUAAUCGGUUAAAUGCUGAACUCCAGAAGUCUGACUCAAAGAGGAAAGCUUUGGAAGAAAGUCUGAAUGUGAGUCAUGAAAAUAUUGCGAAAAUGGAAGAAGAUAUUGAAAAAUUUACUGAAGAUCUCUUGCAGUCUUCUAAAGAGAAAACGGUGCUUUCAGAAAAUCUAGAACAAUUAAAGAAAGAAAACUCCAUGCUUAAGGAGAAGUGUAAUCCUGCAUCUUCCGAAACGUAUUCUGUAGAAGUGCCUUUGGAACCAAAUCUAGUGAAAGAGCAUCAAGGUAGCUUAUACAGUGCUCGCAUUGAGAAAGAGUCUAUUCAGAGGUCAGAGGUUAAGAAUCCCUCUGAGAGUUUGUUAAUAGAGAAAGAAUUACAUGAUGUGCAAGAGAGAUUCGAAAGUCUUUCUCGAGAACAUGAGACAUUAAAGAAUAAACAUCAAAUAACAACAGAAAAAUGUGAGAAGUUAUUAGUGAAGCUGAAAUCUUUUAAAGAUAAAAAUGAUAAUCUUUUAAAAGAAAUGGAAAAUCUAAAGAUACAGAAGGUAGGUGAGGAAUCGAAAGUUAUUCAACUCCAGAAUGACCUUCAUUCUGAAAAAGUAAAAUAUCAAGAACUUUCAGUAUUCUGUCAACAAGGACAAAAGUCUCAGAGUGAAGCUGCUGAAAAACUGGCAGAGUUUGAGAAUAAUAAGAAAGAAAACGAGAAAGUAAAUCAGAAGUUGUCCAAGAGUAAUUCUGAGUUGCAGUCAAAAUGUGAAAAACUGUCGAAACAAAUUGAAAAUGUCUUGUCAGAAAAAUCUGAUUUUGAAAAUAAGUGGAUCAGUCUGAAACAAGAAAUGGAGACUGCCAGCAAUCAGUAUUCUGUGGAGAAGUCUACCUUGUUGAAUAAAAUCGCAAAUUUAGAAGGAGAAUGUAAAAAUGUCUAUGCAGACCUAGAAGACUUCCAACAACUUGUUAAGAAACAGAAGGAAAGUCAAGAUAAUUUGAAGAGUGAAAACCACAAGUUGAGAGAGAGCGUUUCGAAAUAUGAGAAAGAACUAUUAAACAGCAGCAUUGCUAAGGAUCAUUGCAGUCAAGUUGAAAUUCAGUUACAAGGUUUGUCUGAAGAACGGGAUAACUUAAAAGAUCAAGUGGAUGCUGCCAGAGAAGAAGUUGUUAGCCAUCGUAAGGAAGUGCAGACAUUGAGGAAACAGUUUGAAGAAGCAAAAAAUAAAAUGUCGCAGGAACAGGAAAUGUUAGUCGCAGAGUUAGAAAAGACGAAGAGGGAAUCUGAUGAGAGAGAUGGGUUGGCGAAAAAUGAUCUAGAAGUGAGGCUGUCUAAUGUUGAAAAAGAAUUAGAAGCUAAAGUAUGUGAGAUAAUCCAUUUAAAGGAUGAGAAUCAAAUGUUGUUAGAAAAGAUGAAGAAUGAAAUGAAUGAAAGAGAACUGUACAAAAGAGAAGCCCGAGAAGCUGGUGCCAUUGAAGAACAGUUAAGGGAAUCUCAGAAACGAGAAGGAGUACUUGAGCAAGAAAAGAUGUUUCUAGAAGAAAAUUUCCAAGCUGUUAAGAUGGAGCUGGAGGCAAACAAAGAAAUGUUGAGACAGAAUAUGAAAGAAAUUGAAGAAUUGACAGCAGAAGUAAAUCGGUUAACAAAGGAAAUUAGCAGUCGGGAAGUUUGGAAGAGACAGCUUGAAGAGGCUGAGCUAGAAGUGAGUCGAAAAGAAGAAAGCUUGUCUCUUUUGAAGAAUGAAGUGGACAUUCUGAAUGAGCAAAUUGAAAGACUGACUGCCGAAGGCCAUGAUUUAGAGAACACAUGCCAGUCUGUAGAUGGAUUGAAAAAAGAAAACAGUAAGCUUACCACAGAGCUACAACAAAUAGUUUUACAAAAUAAAGAGUUGGUUUCCAGCAAAGAGGAAUUGUCUGUGGUGAACGAACGCUAUAACAAACUAUUGAUGGAUAACACGCAUUUGGCAAAGCAGUUUGAAGAGCUUAGGAACAAAAUGCAGACCCAAGUGGAAAAAGAACAAAGUUUUGCUCAUGAGCAGCAAGAACAUUUGAAACGAGAGCAAGUAACAUUUACUAAAAGAGUUGAAGAACUAGAAGAUCAUGUGCAGGAACUGACCAAUCAGAACACACAGUUGAAACAGGAUAUGGUGCAAGUGAACAGCUCACUGAAAGAAGCUCAUUUUGAGAAUGAAUCUCUUAAGUCACAACUGCAGGUCAUUCAAAAUGGUGGUGAUCGGCUAAACCAGUUCCAAGAAGAGUAUCAGAAAUUGCAGGAACAAUUUUCUAAGAGUAUCGAGCAAAACAACAGUGUUCAGGCGGAAUUGAACCAAGCCAACCAUCGACUCCAAUUGAGGGAGUCAAGGUGUCAGCAGUUGGCAAUGCAGGUGAGCCAGUUAGCAGAGGACCGCAGUUACCUUAAUGUCCAAAUGGGCAAUUUGUCUUUGGCCCUUCGUGAGAAAGAAAAAGAGUCAAGCAGCUUAGCCCAUCAAAUAAAGGAUAGUUAUGAGAAACAGACCAAACUUCAACAGAGGUCACUGACUCUCUGGGAGUUUGCUAGCCACUCACUUGCCAUUGUAAUUACAGAAUUGGAAGAGCAUCAGGAGGAGCUGAUGUCGACCAGUGUCGAUCAAGCAACCAAGUUUGUUGCUGAGAGGAAUCAAAGACUGCAGGUGGAAAUUUUGUUGCAGCAGUCACAACAGCAACUGAGUUCACUGCGAGAGAAAAUGCAACAGGAUUUCAAAAUCGAAAUGGAUGACGAUCCAGACAGAAUUCUUCAAGCGGAACCACUCUUAGUCCGUCAAGGAAGUAACUAUUGUCAUCGCAUACAACGCUGGAUGAAAGUGAAAAAGGAAUACUUCUGCUUUUCCAGCCGCCACUUGCAACGUCUGCUGCGGUUCCGUCCCAACCUCCGUUCCAUUAUCUGGUUCUACUUCCUCUUGUUACACACCGUCGUCAUUGCCUGUUUCGCUGGUUACUUGUAAUUAAUUCGAAAGCAUUUCAUAUCCACCCUGACCAUCACCGCCAAAAGAAAAAAAAGACCACAACAACAACAACAAACAAACAGAAAGAGAAAAAAAUGAAAACGACUCAGUUUUUGAAUGUGGACCAGUGGAGAAAUUUGCUGAUUGGUCAUUCUCAUAAUGGAAACUAAAGCCACCACCAUCUUGGUGGUAUCAACAUCAUCAUCAUCAUCAUCAUCAUCAUCGUCAUCAACAGUUUACCAGUCAAAGUAUAGAAAUAUUGAGGUGCCUGUACAAGUCUGAGAUCCAAAGAUGGCCAUC